AUGCGGUCGGCUCUGAGGCCUUGUCUAGGAGCCCUUGCGCAUCAGUCCUUUGGGGGCGCGGCUCCGAUUAGGCAUGCUUCGCUCUUACGGACCUCACGCAUAUCUCGAUCCCAACCACAAUGGUCUUUCUACGCCCCUUCGUAUACCUAUUCCCACGCCAGACGAUUCGCGACAGUUUCUGAGCCCCCGACCGACCCGGUCUCCACCACUCCAUACUCGGAAUUGACAGUCGGAGUCCCGCUGGAAAUAUACCCCGGCGAACGUCGGGUCGCGAUCACCCCUCAGAAUGUAGCAUUGUUGCUCAAGAAAGGUGUCUCUCGCGUCCUUAUUGAGCGUGGUGCAGGCGAAGGCGCUCAACUCCUCGACCAUGCCUACGAACAAGCCGGCGCGACAAUGGUCGACCGCGACGCAAUCUGGUCGAAGAGUGAUAUCGUGCUGAAAGUGCGCAGUCCACAGUCCGAGGGAUCAUUCAAUGAGAUCCAGGCCCUGCGUAAAGGUUCAACGGUAAUUUCUUUCAUGUAUCCUCUCCAGAACAAGCCUCUUGUCGAAGCCCUCGCGGCUCGCGGUGUUACUUCUUUUGCAAUGGAUCGCGUCCCUCGUAUCUCCCGCGCACAGGUCUUCGAUGCUCUGAGUUCCAUGGCCAAUAUCGCUGGUUAUAAGGCUGUGCUGGAGGCAUCUAAUCAUUUCGGUCGGUUCUUGACUGGUCAGGUUACGGCUGCUGGAAAGAUUCCCCCAAGCAAGGUUCUCGUUAUCGGUGCUGGUGUAGCUGGUCUAAGUGCAAUUGCUUCCGCUCGCCGUAUGGGUGCUAUCGUGCGUGGCUUUGACACACGUCCGGCCGUCCGCGAGCAGGUUCAAUCUCUGGGUGCCGAGUUCGUCGAAGUGGAUUUCCAGGAAGAUGGCGCUGGUCAGGGUGGAUAUGCUAAGGAAAUGUCCAAGGAAUUCAUCGAAGCGGAAAUGAAACUGUUUAUGGAACAAGCUAAGGAAGUUGAUAUUAUCAUCACUACGGCUUUGAUCCCCGGAAAACCAGCACCGAAGCUUAUUACCAAGGAGAUGGUCGCUGCUAUGAAGCCAGGUUCCGUCAUUGUUGAUUUGGCCGCUGAGGCAGGUGGCAAUUGCGAAGCUACAGUUCCUGGUGAAUUGAGCCGCUACAAGGAUGUUACCAUCAUCGGCUAUACGGAUCUUCCUUCUCGCCUUCCCACUCAGUCCUCCACGCUAUACUCGAACAAUAUCACUAAAUACCUUCUCUCCAUGGCUCCCCAGGAGAAGUCAUUUGGCAUCGAUUUCAAAGAUGAAGUUGUGCGAGGCUCGAUCGUGACUCUCAAUGGUGAAAUUGUCCCUCCUGCUGCUCCGCCCGCGCCCCCUCCAGCUCCCAAACCCGAUGUGCAAGCUGCCGCCAAGAAAGAGGAAGUGGCCUUGACACCCUGGCAAAAGACAACCCGCGAUGUGACCGCUGUCACCGGUGCAAUGGGAACCACCCUGGCACUUGGCAAGGCCACCGGUCCAAUUUUCAUGGGCAAUAUGAUGACUUUCGGACUUGCUGGUCUGGUCGGCUACCGCGCUGUAUGGGGUGUUGCUCCUGCCCUCCACUCGCCAUUGAUGAGCGUCACCAACGCGAUCUCUGGUAUGGUUGGAAUUGGCGGCUUGUUUAUUAUGGGCGGUGGCUAUACACCCACCACAAUCCCUGAGUAUCUCGGUGCUGCCUCAGUACUCUUGGCAUUUGUCAACGUCUCUGGUGGCUUCGUCGUCACGAAGCGUAUGCUUGAUAUGUUCAAGCGCCCAACUGAUCCUCCUGAGUAUCCCUGGUUGUAUGCGGUCCCUGCCGUGGUCUUCGGUGGUGGUUUCAUUGCAGCUGCAAGCACUGGUAUGGCCGGUCUAGUCCAAGCUGGCUACCUGGUCAGCUCGCUACUCUGCAUGGGUUCGAUCUCCAGUCUGGCCUCGCAGCAAACCGCACGCCGGGGAAAUAUCUUCGGAAUCCUCGGUGUGGUAUCUGGUAUUCUGGCCUCAUUGGCCGCAGUAGGCUUCUCCACCGAAACCCUCACGCAGUUCUCAGCUGUUGCCGGAACUGGUGCUAUUAUUGGUGGCCUUAUCGGUCGUCGUAUCACACCAACCGGUCUUCCCCAGACUGUCGCUGCUCUCCACUCAGUGGUUGGACUGGCAGCUGUCCUCACAAGUGCCGGUAGUGUGAUGGCUGAUAUCGGCGACAUCACAACCCUUCACCUUACAACAGCUUACUUGGGCGUCCUCAUCGGCGGUGUUACUUUCACUGGCUCGAUCGUUGCUUUCAUGAAACUGGCAGGACGUAUGUCAUCCAAGCCGACAAUUUUGCCUGGACGUCAUGUAAUCAACUCCACGCUGCUGGGCGGAAACGUCGCAACUAUGGGCGCAUUCCUAACCAUGGCGCCUGGAAGCCCUGCCAUUGCAGCCGCAUGUCUGGGCACCAGCACAAUCCUCAGCUUCCUGAAAGGAUACACGACAACCGCCGCGAUCGGUGGUGCGGACAUGCCAGUCGUUAUCACCGUAUUGAAUGCAUACUCUGGAUUUGCUCUCGUGGCAGAAGGUCUGAUGCUCGAUAACCCGCUUCUAACCAGUGUCGGCUCCCUGAUUGGAGUCAGUGGCUCGAUUCUCUCUUACAUCAUGUGCGUUAACAUGAACCGAUCUCUCACCAAUGUUCUCUUCGGUGGUAUCUCGAGCCCUGCGGCCGAAAGCCAAAAGAAGAUCGAGGGUGAAAUUACGCAGACUAGCAUCGACGAUACCGUGGAGUCUUUGUCUAGCGCCGAGAACGUCAUCAUAGUAGUUGGGUAUGGAAUGGCCGUCGCAAAGGCACAGUAUGCUCUUUCGGAGAUCGUUGGUCUUUUGCGCGCCCGGGGUGUCAAUGUCAGAUUUGCUAUUCACCCUGUUGCGGGUAGAAUGCCUGGUCAGUGCAAUGUGCUGCUUGCCGAGGCCUCCGUGCCAUAUGAUAUCGUGUUGGAAAUGGAAGAGAUAAACGAGGAUUUCUCGGAUACCGAUGUAACACUCGUCAUCGGCGCUAACGACACAGUCAACCCUAUUGCUAUGGAACCGGACUCUGCGAUUUCUGGAAUGCCUGUUCUCCAUGCAUGGAAGAGCAAGGAGGUUAUUGUCAUGAAGCGCGGCAUGUCUAGCGGAUACGCGGAUGUGCCGAACCCAAUGUUCUUCAUGCCCGGCACGCGCAUGCUGUUUGGUGAUGCUAAGACCUCUUGCGAUGCCAUUAAAUCUGCCCUGGAGGCACGGAAUCUCUUUGAUAUUCUUUAUGAGAUUGAACCGCCUAACAACACCCGCUAUCAUGGCCCAGGCCGUGAGCCCGGGGUUGUAGCGGACAAUAUAGCCCUAAGAAUCCACUUACUUUGUAAACCAGAUGACUUUUUCGCCCAACCACCCUCCUUGUCCGCUGCGGGUUACGAAAUUCAGCGGGCACUAGGGGAUCAAACGGCCGAUUAUCAGACUGUUUGGGAGAGCAACGCUGGCGGUGUGACCUACUUGCAAGAGCCAUCAAGUGAGGAAUAUCUCACUGCUGAGUCGAAAUUUGUCACUAAUUCGCAGAAACUAGGGUUUUUCUUGCAAACUCCAGGGGAUAGAGGAAGGCUCGUAUCAUUAUUUGGGGCCAGCGUGAUGACCAGAGCCGACGGAAAGAGAUAUUUCAAAGGCAUCCUGGUCAAUUUCGACCCUGAAUCAAUCGCUCCUUUGCCGUUCUCUUUGCAAAUACCACGCGAGUGGGAGUCAACAGAUCUGCCCCUUGUAAUCGUUCCCCUAAGCAUCCUCCGACUUCAUCUCGACCAAACCCUCGCGGCACUCAGCAGGCUUAUCUUGCAAGUGGAGGCAGUUGAACGGGAUGUCCGAGACUCUUCUGCCGAUACAGACUUUGAUUCUCUCAUUCGAUUACUUCAUAUUUGCGAUGCCGAUCUGAUCAAGCUGGAGAGGAGUUGGACCUUUGAGGAGAAACUGGUCACAGAGAUCUUACAGGUUCUCGACAAAUAUCGACAGGCUUCAAGCAACUACCAGGAAGUUAAAUUCAUCCAGUGUCACAUUGGAAGUGGCGAGAAGGCAUCUAUCCAAUUCAAUCUCGACAAUGCGCCCCAAGGAAGCGACAAAACAGGACUCAAUAGCACAAAGCCUUUCAUGAAACUAUGCAGCUUUGUGAAUUUGCAAGAGCAGCGGUGUCGCGCUCCUGAAUACGACUUCAGUGUCUUGCCCCGACGUAUAACUAAUCAAUUCACUGCGGUAUACAAUCUCGUAGCCCAGCGGGAUGCCAAAGCCACACGUGAACUUGCUCUAGGCUCAACCAAGAUCGCCGAAGCUACCCUGCGCGACAGCUCUUCGAUGAAGACCAUUGCCGCCAUGACAUUGAUAUUCUUGCCAGCGACUUUUGCAUGUCAUGUCCUUCUUCGACUGGAAGGAAAGCUCUGGUGGAACAAGCAGCACAAGCCUUUGGAUCUACUUUGUGACGGCGGUCCCGCUGACGGCUUUGGUAACGAUUUCAUGGAUAUUUUGCACGCAGAGAAGUAG
Penicillium brevicompactum is the source of this 4521-nucleotide messenger RNA. RefSeq names its product putative nicotinamide nucleotide transhydrogenase. The transcript has 9 exons. Gene Ontology annotation, cellular component: mitochondrial inner membrane. Bases 1 to 4521 code for a protein of 1506 amino acids. Gene Ontology annotation, molecular function: NAD binding; NADP binding. Gene Ontology annotation, biological process: NADPH regeneration; proton transmembrane transport. The record is from RefSeq and is a predicted model, not a curated record. Lineage: Eukaryota; Fungi; Ascomycota; Eurotiomycetes; Eurotiales; Aspergillaceae.